UGAUUAAUAUUUUUGUCAACAAAAUUUUCCAUGCUUUUUCUGCUAUCAGACGCAAUUUCAAUGGUCCCCACUGCCCAAACUUGAUAAUUGCUUGACAGUUGUCCUUCCUAAAGCAACACACCAUAGUUCUCUUGCAAUCGCACAAAGGAAAAGACCAAGAAAUGUUUGGAACAUCGACUUUUGGGGGUGCCACAAGCACUGGUUUUGGAGCCACAGCCACAAAUGCUGCACUGACCACAAACUACAACCCUAUGAAAGAUUUUGAGGUGGUGUCACCCCCUGAUGACAGUGUCAGUUCUCUACGUUUUAGCCCAGGAACCCUUCCAUCAACAUUCCUUAUUGCUGGUAGCUGGGACAACAAUGUGCGAUGCUGGGAGGUGAAUGCAGAUGGUUCAACAGUCCCAAAAGCACAACAAACCCACACUGGACCCGUGCUUGAUUGCUGUUGGAGUGAUGAUGGUUCAAAAGUGUUCACUGCCUCCUGUGAUAAGACCGCCAAGAUGUGGGACCUGAACAGUAAUCAAGCCAUCCAAGUUGCCCAGCAUGAUGCUCCUAUAAAAACGGUGCAUUGGGUGAAGGCACCCAAUUACAGUUGUAUAAUGACCAGCAGCUGGGAUAAAACACUAAAGUUUUGGGAUACACGAUCAUCAGCACCUAUGAUGACAAUACCACUGCCUGAACGAGCUUAUUGUGCUGAUGUGCUAUAUCCGAUGGCAGUGGUGGGUACUGCCGGACGAGGUCUGAUCAUAUAUCAGCUUGAGAACCAGCCGCAAGAAUUCAAAAAAAUAGACUCGCCACUCAAGUAUCAGCACCGCUGUGUGAGCAUAUUCCCUGACAAAAAGACAAAUCAGCCGGUUGGUUUUGCUCUUGGCAGUAUUGAAGGACGGGUUGCGAUACAUUAUGUGAACCCAACAAACCCUCGUGAUAACUUCACAUUCAAGUGUCACAGAUCAAAUGGAACUCCUAAUGGUGUGCAGGAUAUCUAUGCUGUGAAUGACAUCUCAUUCCACCCUGUGCAUGGAACACUUGCAACCACCGGAUCUGAUGGACGCUUCAGUUUCUGGGAUAAAGACGCUAGAACAAAGUUAAAAACAUCCGAGCAGCUUGACCAGCCUAUUGCAGCGAGCGCAUUCAAUGCACAGGGAAAUAUCUUUGCAUAUGCGGCUAGCUAUGAUUGGUCAAAGGGACAUGAAGGCUAUGACCCUGCCAAGAUGAAACCGCAUAUCCUGCUGCGGUCAUGUUUCGACGAACUCAAACCAAGUGCAAAGAAAAAUUAAGACUAAAGUAAAAAACAGAAUCUGCGAGUACUUGUCUUUGCAAAUGGAUCUGGAUGUGAAAUGUGACACUGAAGUUAUGUUAGCUUAAGUUAGCAUGUAUAUGUAGGUAUAUGCUUAUAACACUGGACAGAACUUUGUAUGAAGAUGUUCCAUUUGGAGUUGGAUGAACAUUGCAGCCACUUAUUUGAGGACUGAGAUGGCAAUUGCCUUGGAUAGGAUAGGCUUCAGUACUAUAACCCAGGUAAAUAAAAACCAUACUACCUUGGUUAAAUUACAAAGUCUGGUGUUUUCAGUGUUUAUACUCCAGCCCUUCAAUGUGCAGUGAGUAUGGUUACAUGUACAUGUACAUGUAGCUGUGGAGUAACUCUGGCAUCUCUUGUCUCAAUUGGCAAUAUUGUAAAUAUAUUAUCAUUCAUAAAGAA
Lineus longissimus is the source of this 1699-nucleotide messenger RNA. Its product is annotated as mRNA export factor-like. Gene Ontology annotation, cellular component: nuclear pore. The transcript is spliced from 9 exons. Gene Ontology annotation, biological process: RNA export from nucleus; transcription-dependent tethering of RNA polymerase II gene DNA at nuclear periphery. Gene Ontology annotation, molecular function: RNA binding; ubiquitin binding. Lineage: Eukaryota; Metazoa; Nemertea; Pilidiophora; Heteronemertea; Lineidae. The record is from RefSeq and is a predicted model, not a curated record. Bases 162 to 1277 code for a protein of 371 amino acids.